AUGUCCCAGAAGAACUGCACCACAGUCUUCUUCAAUGUAACCACCAGUUACACUAAUAAAUACUUCUUCAGGAUUGAGAGUCAACCAUUCCGUGCAACAGACAAUGAAAAGUCUGUUGAUAUAUUUGUCAGGGAUUUGCCUUCCAGUCCCAACAUUACUGUCUCAGGUGAGGUGAAGGAAGGGACCCCUGUCAGUUUGAACUGCUCUGCUGUCGCUCCCUGUCCUGAACACUCCCCUGAGCUGACAUGGACUCUCCCAACACAGUUCACAACUGAGAACCAACUGCAGGAGAAUCCAGACCAAACCAAAUCAGUUCUCUCCACGGUGACCUUCACUCCAUCAUACCUUCAUCAUGAGAAGAACAUCACUUGUACUGCAGUCUACCCAGUAGGGGCAAGCAACAAGACAGCUGAACAUAACAUGAUGCUUAACGUUUCAUUCUCUCCUAAGGACACCUCGGCCUCCAUCAGUCCAGCUGAUCCAGUAUUAGUGGGCAGCUGUGUAAAUCUGACCUGCAGCAGUACAGCCAACCCUCCAGUGACAAACUUCACCUGGUUCAAGAUCAGUGGAGAUAAACCAACACAGGUAGCAUCUGGACUGAGUUACUCCCUCAAUGUGACUGUUGGUGAUGGAGGACUGUACUACUGUGAAGCAAGAAAUAGUCACGGCUGUGGGAAGUCAAAGGAAGUGCAGCUGGCUAUUAAAGGGCAAGAAAAGACUGUUACCACAAUGGUUUUUGGGAUUGCAGCAGGAACUUUGGGGGUCCUUUUGCUUAUCAGCCUGAUCAGUGUUAUUGGAUGGAGGAGAAACUCGAGGCUCCACGAUGGACUUGAAAGGACAGACUAUCCACAGGGACAGAACUCCCCGGUUGGGACAGUGUGUGCUAACCAGGCCACAGCCGGAGAGGAACCAGAGGAACCUGCAGAAGACCAGUCUGAAGAGAUCCAAUACGGUGACAUAGACUUCUCCAAACUACGACCCAAAGAGACCCCAGCUGCAGCCCAGGACAGGGUCCAGGGACAGGAGAAAUUUGCUGGGAUGAAAAGUGUUUAA
Molecule: messenger RNA, 1053 nt
Organism: Salvelinus fontinalis (brook trout)
Lineage: Eukaryota; Metazoa; Chordata; Actinopteri; Salmoniformes; Salmonidae
Product: B-cell receptor CD22-like
Exons: 7
Coding region: 1-1053 (350 amino acids)
Source: RefSeq, a predicted model, not a curated record